This is a messenger RNA of Aspergillus niger, 1482 nucleotides long. RefSeq lists its product as uncharacterized. Lineage: Eukaryota; Fungi; Ascomycota; Eurotiomycetes; Eurotiales; Aspergillaceae. The record is from RefSeq and is a predicted model, not a curated record. The transcript has 9 exons. Bases 1 to 1482 code for a protein of 493 amino acids. Gene Ontology annotation, molecular function: transmembrane transporter activity. Gene Ontology annotation, cellular component: membrane. Gene Ontology annotation, biological process: transmembrane transport.
AUGGGAGAGACGAACACAGCAGUAGAGAUGUCAACAUUACCACUAGGAAAGAUGGAGAUCGAAAAGGAAGUUGAUGGAGCUGCUUCGUACCUUGCUCACAGCACAAGUUAUCCUCCCAUGACAUUGGAAGUGGAAAGAAAAUUGUUGCGCAAGAUCGACUGCAUUCUAGUUCCCAUGCUUCUGCUCACCGCCACUCUCGGGGCAGUGGACAAGGUUGCUCUCAGUACUGCGGCAAUCUAUGGACUGGAGAAAGAUCUUCAUCUCGUUGGUCAACAGUACUCCUGGGCGGGAUCAAUUUUAUCUAUCGGUGCCAUCAUUGGGAUGUGCCCUUCUUCCUUCCUCGUACAGCGACUCCCAUCCGCAAAAUAUCUUUCUUCGUGCUCCCUCGGCUGGUCCUGCUUAGCUCUGCUGAUACCCGCAUCGAAAAACUGGAACGGGCUGAUGGCGCUGAGGUUUUUUAUGGGCUACCUUGAAGCAAUCAUCGUCCCAACGAUUAGUCUCAUCGUCGCCGGCUUCUAUAAAAAGGCGGAACAACCUCCACGAAAUGCAAUUGUGUUCGCUGCUUUCAGCUCCGUGAUCAAUGGGUUCCUGUCUUGGGCAGUCGGGCAUAUCCCCGACUCUGCACCUCUGGCUAUCUGGCAAUAUCUUUACCUGAUUGUCGGCUCUCUUUCCGCAGUGUGGUCCAUAACAGCGUUCGUGCUUCUACCAGAAUCGCCGAUGAACGCCUUCUUUUUCACCGACCAGGAAAGUUUCUAUGCAACCCAACGUCUGGCGGAAAACCAAACCGGCAUCAUAAACAAAGAAUGGAAACGGGAACAGGCUCUUGAAGCUGUGUUGGAUGCCAAAACUUGGAUUCUGUUUUCCUUCAACAUAGCUAUCAACAUUCCUAAUGGAGGUCUGACUACGUUUAGUGGCAUCCUGAUCAACAAUCUUGGCUUCACUGCGGUUAAGGCCUCCCUCCUGAAUAUGCCGACCGGGGUAAUGUCCACUUUAUCUGCGUUUUCAUUCUCCUGGCUAGCCGCACGCUGGACAAAUCGAAGGUGCCUCGUUACGAUGAUGGCAUGCUGUUUGCCCAUUGCCGGAUCGGCCUUGGUGUACUCCCUCCCACGAACAAACGUUGCAGGGCAAAUAGUCGGAAUCUACCUCGUAGGAAUCUCCAUGGCGCAAGCUAAUACUGCUGGACACACGAAAAAGACUGUGCAGUACUCCAUUUUAUAUAUAGGAUACGCCCUUGGAAAUCUCAUCGGACCCCAAACCUUCCGUGCUAGUCAAGCGCCCGCCUACACAGGCGGAUUUAUCGCCAUGUUAAUAUGCUACUGCAUAUGCGUCGCACUGACGGGACUUUACUGGGUGUUGGUCUUGAAAUACAACCGGCGACUUGCCAACAUUGACCCAGACUCACAAGUUACAAAUGAAGAUUUGACAGAAGCUUUUGCCGAUAGAACGGACUUCCAACAGACGAAUUUUAGAUAUACUACAUGA